This is a messenger RNA of Trichoplusia ni (cabbage looper), 1481 nucleotides long. RefSeq names its product eukaryotic translation initiation factor 2 subunit 2 (gene eIF2beta). Bases 111 to 1040 code for a protein of 309 amino acids. The record is from RefSeq and is a predicted model, not a curated record. Gene Ontology annotation, molecular function: translation initiation factor activity; mRNA binding; translation initiation factor binding. Gene Ontology annotation, biological process: formation of cytoplasmic translation initiation complex; translational initiation; formation of translation preinitiation complex. Lineage: Eukaryota; Metazoa; Arthropoda; Insecta; Lepidoptera; Noctuidae. The transcript has a single exon. Gene Ontology annotation, cellular component: eukaryotic translation initiation factor 2 complex.
CAACGUUUUGACAUUAGCUACAGCCUGAUAGCCACCUGCCAAAUUAUCUUGAAAUAUAACCAUUCACUUGAAUAUUUAACGUAAUUUAGUGGCUAAUUCUAUACGUAAUCAUGGAUGACGAUAUGGUAUUUGAUCCCUCUUUAAAGAAGAAGAAGAAAAAGAAGACCGGUUUCGACAUAGAUGCAGCUCUCGCAGGCGAGCAAGGUGAGAGCACGAGCGUGGAGGCGCCCGCUGGGACGGGUGACGUAGACUUGCCUGAGGAUGAUAACCUCGAUUUGGACAAUUUUGGAAAGAAAAAGAAGAAGAAAAAGAAGGCGGUCUUCAACAUGGAGGAGCUCGAAAGCACAUUACCGGAAACACCUCCGGCCGAGGAGCCGGAACAACAGGAGGACGAAGUUAUUGACGAUCUGGAUCUAGAUAUUGACUUCUCAAAAACUAAAAAAAAGAAGAAGAAGAAAAACAUCGAGGAGCUUGUCCUUGAAGAUGACACUAAGGGUGAGGACCAAGAAAAUGUGGAAGACGUCAGUGGUGAUUUAUGGAGCGGCACCGACCGUGAUUACACUUACGAUGAGCUUCUCGAGCGCGUCUUCGAUAUCAUGCGCGAGAAGAACCCUAGCAUGGUCUCUGGUAAAAAGCAGAAAUUCAUUAUGAGACCUCCACAAGUUGUUAGAAUUGGUACCAAGAAAACAUCCUUUGCCAACUUCACAGAGAUCUGUAAAACUCUGCAUCGGCAGCCUAAACAUUUACUAGACUUUUUAUUGGCUGAGUUGGGUACAAGUGGAUCUGUGGAUGGUAACAGUCAACUCAUUAUUAAAGGUCGUUUCCAACAGAAACAGAUAGAGAAUGUGCUUCGUCGGUAUAUCAAGGAAUAUGUCACUUGUCAUACAUGUCGCUCGCCAGACACCAUCCUGCAGAAAGAUACUCGAUUGUUCUUCCUUCAGUGUGAAACUUGUGGAUCCCGUUGCUCUGUGGCCAGCAUCAAGUCUGGUUUCCAGGCUGUUACUGGAAAGCGUGCUGCCAUCCGUGCAAAGACUGCAUAGAGUAUUAGUGCUUAGUGAUAACUAAUUAUACAGUCAAGGAUCUGGGGUACAUACAGUAAUAUUCCUUAUUUAUGUUGUAAUGUUAAAACAUAACUUAGUCAGUGGCAAUCUGAUGCUUAUUGUUAUAUCGGUGAUGCAAUUGUAAAUGAAUGCAAGCAACAAAAGUACAUACAUUUAAAUUACUAAAAAAUUGUACCUCAUGGUAUUAUUUGGUAUGGAAAUUGUAGAACAAACUUGAAUGAACUAGAAUUUUAACACAAAUUUUCUAAAAUUUUAAUCUUUGAAUUUAAACAAACCUCCUUGUAAAAUAUUAGUGAUGUGCUCAAAUACAUUUGUGAUUGGUUACAUGAGGUGUUGGCUGAAUGUACCCCGUUCUAACCCCUAUAUUUAUGUAUAGCUCACUUCUGUAUUAUUCUCAUUGAUACACAAUGGUUUUAUAAA